Messenger RNA from Carya illinoinensis, 585 nucleotides. Its product is annotated as extensin-2-like. Bases 1 to 585 code for a protein of 194 amino acids. The transcript is spliced from 3 exons. NCBI's taxonomy places the organism in Eukaryota, Viridiplantae, Streptophyta, Magnoliopsida, Fagales, Juglandaceae. The record is from RefSeq and is a predicted model, not a curated record.
AUGGCCACCUCUCGCCCUCCACCACAGAAGCGUCUGGACUUGGAGCUCACCAUCGUCUCUGCCAAGCAUCUCAAGAAUGUGAACUGGAAAAACAAAGACCUCAAGCCAUACGCGGACUUCGUCCUCACCCUUGAGAUCUUCCAUUCCAAACCCUCUGAGACCCCCAUGCCCUUGGUCGGCACCCUCCGUGUCCCGCUCAAGGAUCUUGCUAACAACCCCGACGACCCGAUCCGUAUCAAAACGUUCCAACUCACCCGUCCAUCAGAUUAUCAUGUUGCCCCUCAGCCUAGCUACUAUUACUCCGGUGCCACUACCCUUCCUCCACACGACUACAAGGGAUACUCGCCGUACACGUUACCACUCUUCGCAUUGUCCCCAUUGCAGCCAUCGCCGGUUUCGUACCUUUACAGCUCGGAUCCUAAUGCGUAUUCAGGAUACUAUAUAGGGUACUAUUCUAGUGCGCCACCACCACCUAUACCUCCUAGGCCGUUUUUCGAUCAACCCAUGAACUACGGUGGGCCUGGAGGGCCCAAUGGGCCCUCGGCUGUGGAUUACUCGUUCUACGAUCAGAAGCCGAAGAACUAG